Messenger RNA from Osmia bicornis bicornis, 1610 nucleotides. RefSeq lists its product as uncharacterized. Bases 66 to 1430 code for a protein of 454 amino acids. Lineage: Eukaryota; Metazoa; Arthropoda; Insecta; Hymenoptera; Megachilidae. The record is from RefSeq and is a predicted model, not a curated record. The transcript is spliced from 5 exons.
CGCGCCCUUUCACAGGCGAAUCGCAGUUCCGAUCGAACCUCUGAACGAUUGACAACGAGAUAACGAUGGCGAAAUGGAUACUUGUGUUAUCAGUGGCUGCUGUGUUAACGAGAAUUGGGAUGGCUGAUAUCAUGGUACAGCCAGGAUACCAACCGCCGCAACAUCAUUCGAUAAUAACUCAACCCCAUGAAACUAUGCAACAUUUGAAUAAAGAUCACCCUCAACAACCGAAAUCCGCGGAUUACCAUUUAGAAUUUCACCCAGUUUACACGGACUCGUAUCAGAUCCCUGCUAAUGCAUUGUAUCCUGUACUACAACACUAUCAGGUGAUACCACAAUUAUACGGGACUCAUUAUAGCCAUCCAAACUCUGGCGAUGUUGGUCUUCCAGGAAUGCACUCGUCCGAAUAUGUUCCUUUGCCAGUACAUAGCCGGAACAGGAGAUCCAGCGAAUCCAAUGCUGGCGAGCAGAGCGAGAAACGCGAUAAACUCGAUGCUGUGGCCACGAAGUCGUCCUUAGACGAGAACGUUUCGCCAGUCAUUGAUUUGCGAAGUCUAGGUGGAGAAGCCGAGGAAGGCCUCGAUGAAAAGAACGUAAAGGUUCGUCAAAGCGACAACAAUCAACAACCGAUCACCAGCAACACCCUAUUCGGUUUGAAUCCUGCGAAUAUGUAUCCAACGUACCAACAAUACCAGAUCGUGGAUCCAGCCCUUAAUUCGAACCAGGAAUUUCGAAAUAUAGAGAUGUUACCCGAGGGAACCGUGUCCACAGAACCAGCAUCGGAGUAUCGGGAAGUGUCUUCAGCGCCGCUCGAAUCUCCUCAAACGAAACUCGAAAAUCUUCAACACGCCAUGUUGCUCCAACAUCCUGCACCCGAGCAACAACAGCAGUCGGAAGUUUCAAGAAGCUCCGAGCUAAGAAACUUUCCCGAUCCCCGACCAAGUUCCGCUACUCUUCAAUCGCCGGAAGCUGACACGUCGGACAACCAUAGUGAAUCUCGCGCAGCCACGCGAGGUACGAAAUUCGUUAGCGUGAAUACCCACAAGAAAUUGGGGGUGAAAGUGGGAUAUCCGCACGGUACGAAAGUGGUGAAGGACUACCAUCAUCACGCAGUGGUAGGAAAUUUCAGACACGCACCUGAUGGAAGUCACCCUUCCGUUCAUCCCGCUUACACGAUUCAUCAGAAGAACGAUGGAACGUUGAAUAAUUUCGCUACAAACAGUGGACAGCAAAUGGUACAGGUUUAUCAGCUUCCAAAUGGUCAAGCGACGACUUGUUUACCGGCUUCUCAGUACACAAUUCUGCCACAAACUUACGGUAGUAAUUACGUUGCUAAUUAUGCCCUCGGUUCCCCAUCUUCCUCUUCGACCUAUCAAAUUUGCGUGCACAACCCCGACAAUUUACCGUUCGUAAUGUACCAGUUGCCGUAAACGAACCUCGACUUCGCAAAUCAAACGACUGUUAUUUAUUAUAUUUUGUAUACGAUGUUUCUAUAUAUUAAGAUUUCACGCUCGUCUACGGUCAUCAUCGAAAUCCGUCUAGUUAGUAAUUACGUGUAAACGUAUGUAUUGAUGGUAAUAUCAUUUUCAAUAAACGUGUACGACAGUGAA